AUGAACAGCGUAGGGGAGGCCUGCACUGACAUGAAGCGCGAGUACGACCAGUGCUUUAAUCGCUGGUUUGCCGAGAAGUUCCUCAAGGGGGACGGCUCCGGGGACCCGUGCACCGACCUCUUCAAGCGCUACCAGCAGUGUGUUCAGAAAGCAAUAAAGGAGAAGGAGAUCCCCAUUGAAGGACUGGAAUUCAUGGGCCAUGGCAAAGAAAAGCCUGAAAGCUCUUCUUGACCUUGACAGUCUCCUUGAAAAUGGACUCCUCGAAUCAGGAAAUAGAGGACACUGGAUUUCGUCAGUUAAGGCUGUUAAAAUAGCCAUCGAUUUGAUGAGUUUAGGAGGGAGUUUUCUUUCCUCCUUAAUUUCCUCUCAAUUGUGUAAGAGGAUGAACCAUCACUCUUUGCUUUGAGAGGAUUUCUUACUCUGGCAUCUUGCAGGAACUCCAUGUGCUAAAACUGAAUGAUUUCUUAGGAUUAUGAUCUGGGAUAAGCUUUAAGUAUCCUUUGUAUGUGAACACUGAUAGACUUGUCAGGAUGAUCAGGGUUGCCUAACCUCUUAAGUUUUGCUCUGAAGGACAUGAGGUACAUUGUACUGGGAUUAUUCAUGGAAGCGAUUGGUUAGGAUCUCUUCUCUCAGGGAGCUAAUGCUCUGAAAAAGGGAUCCCAGCACAAGUUUUAAUCAAUGCUUGGGAGCAUGGUUUUAUUUCUACAGAACUGUUAAGAUUGCUGGUGGACUGGGUUAGCCAACAGGAAAACAACUUUAACAGAGUUCCCUGCCUUAAAAAGAGGUGUCAGAUUUCAGAUUAAGAUGUGAAAGCUUGAAGAAUAUUGCAGUAAAAACCAUUUCAGAGCUCGCAGUGUAGUUUAGGAAUUAAGAUUUCAUGGAGUAACUAUGGAGGAACAUCCUAAAUUGCAAAGAUCUGCUGUUGCCAGUUUUCAACCCAAGUCAAUUAAGCCAACCCGUAUUAUCUUAAAACUGCCAAAAUGCUGCAUCUGGUUAAAAGGUUAAAGAGUUUGCUUUAUUUGCCUCAUGUAUCCACCCUGCCCUGGAAUGUCUGUAAUCAUGAAGAUGGAAUAAAUUGUAACAUCUAGUUUCA
Acinonyx jubatus (cheetah) is the source of this 1093-nucleotide messenger RNA. It is a transcript of the gene TRIAP1, whose product is annotated as TP53 regulated inhibitor of apoptosis 1. The transcript has 2 exons. NCBI's taxonomy places the organism in Eukaryota, Metazoa, Chordata, Mammalia, Carnivora, Felidae. The record is from RefSeq and is a predicted model, not a curated record. The coding region runs from base 1 to 231 and encodes 76 amino acids.